Messenger RNA from Linum tenue, 375 nucleotides. The record is from the annotation of a GenBank genome assembly. NCBI's taxonomy places the organism in Eukaryota, Viridiplantae, Streptophyta, Magnoliopsida, Malpighiales, Linaceae.
AGAUCUAGUGUUUUUAUUCAUCCAACCUUUUCCAGCCGCCUGUGUGAGAGAGAGAUCGCGAGGGGAGUGAGUGAAACCUUCAAAGCAACCAUCUCAACGCUCGGCAGGAAGUCUACGAUGAAAAUAUCGAAGGGAGCUGGGAAGUAUGGGUGGCCGACAGGAGAGAUGUAGUCGGAGAUGGAUUUGGCGUUGCGGGCGGUGGUGGUUGUGGUCUUGUGGAGGAGGUUGGAAGGAGGGAAGGUUGCGACGAAGGUGUGCGGUGAUGAGGGAGGUGGAGAGAGAGAAGGGAAAAUGGAUGGUAUUGUGGUGGCGACGGCAGGAGAGACGACGGGAGGGGAGGGAAUAGGGACUGUUGGGGAAUGAUGGAGGCCGUCG